This is a messenger RNA of Stomoxys calcitrans (stable fly), 800 nucleotides long. RefSeq lists its product as uncharacterized. The coding region runs from base 353 to 676 and encodes 107 amino acids. The transcript has 3 exons. Lineage: Eukaryota; Metazoa; Arthropoda; Insecta; Diptera; Muscidae. The record is from RefSeq and is a predicted model, not a curated record.
CACAUCCACAUCAGCAUCAACAUCAGCUUUAUGCUGCUCAUCAUCCAUUUGGAUGAUGAUAGUAGCUCUACACUUUACAUGGCCCCAGCGAAUAUUAUCAUCGUAGUUUAAUUCAAGCAUUGCUUCGCAUAACGACAUUUUUCGGGGGAUUUCAUAGCGAAAUCAAAGAAAAUCUCUUUUUCUUGUUGUGUGGAAAAAAAAUUCACUUAGCGGGUGUUUGUGUGUGUGUGUGUCUGUUGGUUGUAUCGUGAAAAUUUUCAUGCGGGAAAUUGUACGUGCCGAAUUGAAAGUGUAUUGUGGCUUUUUGGUCUCAUUCUGAUAUGAAUUUCAUAAAUCAUUUGCUCAAGAGAAAAUGGAAAAAUUCUUUAAGCCAUAUAUGUGGAAAUUUAUCAUAAUUUGUAUUAUAUUUGGAUUAUUUUUCAUAAAUUUAACGGAAGCGGGAUGGACGGCACAAUGUUGGAAAAAACAUAAUUCCGGUUCAAUUCAAACGCCUGAGGGCGAAUUUAAACGCCCUUUUGGCAUUUUGUGCACAUAUCAAUGUUUUCUGUGGUUUCAUCCAGUUUUCCCCUAUUGUGAAUUUAUCUUUGAUUUGAGAUUGUCGCGCCAUUUUACUGUUUUGCCCGACUGCUAUGAGGUGCAUUGCAAUGAGACUUUCAGUUUCUUCAACAGCGGCUGAGCAGGGAUGACUCGAUAAAAAUUGUUAAAUAAAAUUCUAAAAUUAUGUAAAAAAAAAAAAUGUUUUUAGGCUAAGUAUUUGUAUUGCAAAAUUUGUUAUAAAUAAAAUGAGAAAUUAAAUAUAA